AAUGUUUUUUUCUUUCUUUCUUUCUUUUCAAGACUAAAAGUGGGGGUUAAUUUUACUUGUUCCCUCUUUCUCCAUUACACAGACUUAGAGUUCGUGGUGGUGACUCUGAUUUGAGAAGAAGAAGAAGAAGAAAGGAUGUUGCGAAGUCGAUUCUUAUGGUUCACGUUCGGAUUCGCAUCCACAUACGCUGUGCUUUCCCAAGUUGUUUUGAAGGACCUCAUGCUUGAGCGUCACGCGCUCACUUCUCACAUGGAACGCGAUUUUCGCAUUCUCGAAGCCAGACUCUCCAACAUCGAAGAAUCCUCUUCUUCUGUUCCGCUCCCGAUCGAUCAGGUCGAAGGUGUUUCUGGUCCAGCGAAAUGAUUUCUACUAGGUUCUAUGGGAUUUAUGCUUGAUUCAAAAGGUUUGUAGAGGAAAUGACCAUAAUAAAACAGACGAUGAGGCAACGUUAAAAUUCUUACCUGUUUUUUUUUUUUCACCUGGGAGAUUAACCAAUUGUGAGGAAAAAAUGAAAAAUCAAAUUGGAGUUUACUGUCAUGUUAUUAAAUAUCAUGCUUUUGUUGUACAGCUCCAGGAGCUUGAACUUUUAACUCUGUUUUAUUAUUGUUAGCAACUUUUGAUGAAAUCUGAUCCACCUACAAUGAAAAAUGAAGGGACCAAUCCUUUGGGUUCUGACAACUGCAGGGUGGUGCAAUUGUUCUGAAA
Molecule: messenger RNA, 705 nt
Organism: Glycine soja
Lineage: Eukaryota; Viridiplantae; Streptophyta; Magnoliopsida; Fabales; Fabaceae
Exons: 2
Coding region: 136-363 (75 amino acids)
Source: RefSeq, a predicted model, not a curated record